AUGUUUGAUCCUUGUAGACUCUUUGGUGUGGCAGGAAUAUGCAGUGCCUGUCAGACAGCAAUUCCACCCGAUGAGAUGGUGAUGCGUUGCAAUGGCAGUGUCUACCACCUGAAGUGCUUCACUUGUGCACAUUGUCACAGUCCAUUGUUGCCAGGCGAGCGGUACCUUUUGGUAAAUGGCAGUCCAUUCUGUGAACAUGAAUUUGGAAGACUACUCCAAGGCACAACACCACCGCCUCCUCCGCCUCCUCCUCCUCCACCACCUGCACCAACUCAGCCGUCCCAAAUAUCGUCGGCUUCCACAGACAUACCACCACCUGUCAUGACUCCACCAAUUUUUGCUCCAGGUGGACUUGGAAGUCCGGUUUUUUGUGGCAAUCAAGAGGCUCCCUCCAACUCGACCAGCGGUCGAGUGACACCGCGACAACGAUCAUACGAUCACUUCCACGCCACCUACCAUCCCAUUCUCGACUCCAAUGCCAACUUCCAGGACUAA
Molecule: messenger RNA, 495 nt
Organism: Hydatigera taeniaeformis
Lineage: Eukaryota; Metazoa; Platyhelminthes; Cestoda; Cyclophyllidea; Taeniidae
Source: the annotation of a GenBank genome assembly